Messenger RNA from Limulus polyphemus (Atlantic horseshoe crab), 2138 nucleotides. RefSeq names its product probable ATP-dependent RNA helicase DDX52 (gene ais). Bases 131 to 2023 code for a protein of 630 amino acids. Lineage: Eukaryota; Metazoa; Arthropoda; Merostomata; Xiphosura; Limulidae. Gene Ontology annotation, molecular function: nucleic acid binding; ATP binding; RNA helicase activity. The transcript is spliced from 14 exons. Gene Ontology annotation, biological process: maturation of SSU-rRNA. The record is from RefSeq and is a predicted model, not a curated record.
UUGCAUGACAAUAAUUUGUUGAUUUUUUAUUCAUUAAUUAUACUGUGGGCUAUUUAAAUUUUGUACAGUUUUCCGAAUCGCGUAACCCAAGAUACAAUGAGAAUAAAUCCAUGUGUUGCUGGUAACGAAAAUGGAUGGGCUGACGCUUUUUCGUAAGCUUGGAGUUGGUGCAAAAUUUGACUUAAAAAGGUUCAGAGACGAUGCUCAAAAGUUUAAGAUUAUUCGAAAUGACAAUAAUCCUAGUCAAGAAGAAGUUAAAAAGGUUUUGGACUUCUUUGGUGGGAGUAAACAAAAAAGUGAGAGUAAAGAGACAAAUAGCAUAGACUUGGAAAAUAAAAGUGAUGAUGAAGAAGAGGAGCUUACUUUCAAGAGACAGAAGAUUGAAAUAGAUGAAGAUCCAUUAGAAGUGAAGUUACUUGGUGAAAUUACUUCUAAGUCAAAAGAAAAAGCUCGGACUGAGAAAAAGAGAGAAAAAUUUAAAACUCCACAAAAAUUAGCUCAACUUAAACAAGAACAGGUCAAUCAUUUUAGAAAGCAAAACAAGAUUUUUGUCUGGGGUGCAGACAUUCCUGACCCUGUAGCAUCAUUUGAUCAACUACAUAGCAAGUAUGGAGUUCAUCAAGAUAUCUUACGGAACAUCCAAAAUCUUGGUUAUUCUGCUCCUACCCCCAUUCAGAUGCAGGCUGUACCUCUGAUGAUGGAGAGAAGAGAAAUACUAGCAUGUGCACCAACAGGAUCAGGGAAAACAGCAGCAUUUCUUAUACCCAUCAUUCACCACCUUAAGGAACCAAAGAAGCAAGGUUUUCGAGCAGUUGUGGUGUCCCCUACUCGGGAAUUGGCAAAACAGACAUUUAGGGAGUGUCAGCGAUUAGCUGAAGGAAGAGGUCUAAGAAUACACAUCAUAGAUAAAGUUAAUAAAGCUGCAAAAAUGUUUGGUCCAAGCUCCUCCCAGAAAUUUGACUUACUUGUGACUACUCCAAAUCGACUAGUUUUUUUACUUCAACAAGACUCACCAGUUAUAAGUCUUAAAAACGUGGAGUGGUUAGUCAUUGAUGAAUCAGACAAAUUAUUUGAAGCAGGCAAACAGGGAUUUCGUGAUCAGUUGGGUGUUAUAUACAAAUCCUGUGACUCACCUAAUGUUCGACGUGCCAUGUUUAGUGCUACGUUUGCCUUUGAGGUUGAAGAAUGGUGCAAGCUAAAUCUGGACAGUGUAGUGACCAUCUCUGUUGGUGUGAGGAACUCUGCUGUGGAUUUGGUUGAGCAAGAGCUACUAUUUGUGGGCAGUGAAUCAGGAAAGCUUAUAGCCUUUAGAGACAUAGUUAAGAAAGGUGUUGUGCCACCUGUGCUUGUAUUUGUACAAACAAAGGAAAGGGCCAAGGAACUGUUCAGUGAACUCAUCUAUGAUGGAAUUAAUGUGGAUGUGAUACAUGCAGAUAGGUCUCAGCUUCAGAGAGACAAUGUAGUAAAAAGUUUCAGAAUGGGGAAAAUCUGGAUUUUGAUUUGUACAGAGUUGAUGGGUAGAGGUAUCGAUUUCAAAGGAGUAAAUCUUGUUGUAAAUUAUGACUUUCCACCAUCUGCCAUUUCCUACAUUCAUAGGAUAGGGCGAACAGGCAGAGCUGGGAGACCAGGACGAGCAGUAACCUUCUUCACAGAAGAUGAUGGAGUAAACCUUCGAAGUAUAGCUCAGAUCAUGAAAGAUUCUGGGUGCCAUGUCCCUGAUUACAUGCUGAAAAUGAAAAAACCUUCAAAAAAAAUGAAACGAAAGUUAGUUCAACAGGCUCCUCGUAGAAAGGGUAUAUCAACAGUACCCCUCUGUGACCUUCAAAAACAGAAAAAAAGAGAGAAAAUGAUUGAAAGUUCCAAACAAAUGAAAAAACUUGAAAUCAGUCGAAGACAGAAUAACGGACUGAUUGACAUGCAAGGGAACAAUGUCCACAAAGCAUCAAAGAGUUAUGUAAAAAAUUCUCAAAAGCCCAGUUCAUAUAGAAAUAAACUUAAAAAUUCAGGGCUAAAGCAGAGAUAAAAAAACAGUUGCAAUAAUAAAAAUUUGUUCUAGAGUCAUAUUUUUUGACCUGUUUAUGUAUUUGAAAAUAAUUUUUCUUAUGAUAAAUAAAUACCCGUCAAUUUUUUUUCCAGAA